This is a messenger RNA of Acanthisitta chloris (rifleman), 2209 nucleotides long. RefSeq names its product short transient receptor potential channel 4-like. Gene Ontology annotation, biological process: calcium ion transmembrane transport; manganese ion transport; regulation of cytosolic calcium ion concentration. The record is from RefSeq and is a predicted model, not a curated record. The annotation marks the transcript as partial. Gene Ontology annotation, cellular component: membrane; cation channel complex. Gene Ontology annotation, molecular function: inositol 1,4,5 trisphosphate binding; store-operated calcium channel activity. The transcript is spliced from 8 exons. NCBI's taxonomy places the organism in Eukaryota, Metazoa, Chordata, Aves, Passeriformes, Acanthisittidae.
UUUGUUGCUCAGCCCAACUGCCAGCAGCUUCUUGCAUCCCGCUGGUACGACGAGUUCCCUGGAUGGCGGAGGCGACAUUGGGCUGUGAAGAUGUUGACAUGUGUUGUGAUAGGACUCCUUUUCCCGGUCUUCUCUGUGUGCUACCUGAUAGCUCCCAAAAGCCCACUAGGGCUGUUCAUCAGAAAGCCAUUUAUCAAAUUUAUCUGCCAUACUGCAUCGUACUUGACUUUCCUGUUCCUGCUAUUGCUUGCCUCUCAGCACAUCGACAGGUCAGACCUGAGCAUGCAGGGACCACCACCAACCAUCGUCGAGUGGAUGAUAUUACCGUGGGUCCUGGGUUUUAUCUGGGGUGAAAUUAAACAGAUGUGGGAUGGUGGACUGCAGGACUACAUUCAUGAUUGGUGGAACCUCAUGGAUUUUGUUAUGAACUCAUUGUACCUGGCAACAAUCUCUCUGAAAAUUGUUGCGUUUUCAAAGUAUAGUGGGUUAGUUCCACGGGAGAGCUGGGACAUGUGGCAUCCAACCCUGGUGGCUGAGGCCCUGUUUGCAAUUGCAAACAUCUUUAGCUCCCUGCGCUUGAUCUCAUUAUUCACUGCAAAUUCUCACCUGGGGCCACUGCAGAUAUCUCUAGGAAGAAUGUUGCUGGACAUUUUGAAAUUUCUCUUCAUAUACUGCCUUGUGCUGCUAGCUUUUGCAAAUGGAUUGAACCAGCUGUACUUCUACUAUGAGACAAAUGAACCUGGCAACUGCAAAGGAAUACGAUGUGAAAAGCAGAAUAAUGCAUUUUCAACAUUAUUUGAAACUCUGCAGUCAUUAUUCUGGUCUAUAUUUGGACUCAUCAAUCUCUAUGUGACCAACGUGAAAGCAAGGCAUGAAUUUACUGAAUUUGUUGGGGCCACCAUGUUUGGUACCUAUAAUGUAAUAUCUCUGGUUGUUCUACUCAACAUGCUAAUAGCCAUGAUGAAUAAUUCUUACCAACUUAUUGCUGAUCAUGCAGACAUUGAGUGGAAGUUUGCUCGAACAAAACUCUGGAUGAGUUACUUUGAAGAAGGAGGAACUCUGCCCACUCCUUUUAAUGUCAUACCAAGCCCAAAAUCUCUGUGGUAUCUUAUCAAGUGGUUAUGGAGACACCUUUGCAAGAAAAAAAUUAGAAGAAAGCCUGAAAGUUUUGGAACAAUAGGGAGACGUGCAGCUGACAAUUUGAGAAGACAUCAUCAAUACCAGGAAGUUAUGAGAAAUCUGGUUAAGAGGUAUGUUGCAGCGAUGAUAAGAGAUGCCAAAACUGAGGAAGGAUUGACAGAAGAAAAUUUUAAGGAGUUAAAACAAGAUAUUUCCAGCUUUCGCUUUGAAGUUCUGGGUUUAUUAAAAGGAAGCAAGCUGUCUAAUUUGCAGACUGCAAAGAUGAACAAAGACACUGCCUCUCUGUCAGAAAAUGAAGAAAAUAGUGAGAGUGAAGGAAACAAGAAAGGAAAGAAAAAACCUUUCAGCCUUUUUGACAUAACAACAAUGAUUCACCCAAGAUCAGCCAAUAUUGCCUCUGAUGGACAUAAUGUAAGCAAUGGCUCAGCAAUGAUGGUAUCAGAGUCCACUCAGGAGAAACAAAAGCGUGUGAAUUUUGUAACAGACAUAAAAAAUUUUGGGUUGUUUCAUAGACGAUCAAAAACACACUCUGUGGAGCAGAGUACAAAUAAAAUAUACACUGUUUCUGAAGAAGUUUCCCGUCAACAGGCAGAAGAACAAUGUGAGAAAACUGAUGAACUGGAAGAGGUAGAAUUGACCAUGAACUGUGAAUUAAACAUCCAAAGUCCUGACAAAAAUUGUGUGUUAGUUGCGUCACAAAAUAACAGUGGCUCUUUGGAUUCACAGGAAGAGGGAAGUGUUUGUGCUUCAGAAACAGAGAAAAUGGAGUCACAUAACUCGGACCCUGCCACACCACAGGAUCAGCUGGACAAGGUGUUGGACAUUAGCAUUGACUGUGAUGAGAAACAGGAAACAAUUGUUCAGGGUGACUAUGUGAUAACAAGGUUGUGAUGCUUACAGGAGGAAGCAUUUACAAAUAUAUAUAUUUUGCAUAGUGCUUUUUUGGGGGGGAAUGUUUUAAGAAUUAUAUUAGCAAAUGCAGAAUUACACUUUAUAGUACUCAACUGUGGCACAUGAUCUUGUAACAUAGUAGUCAAGAGAAAGACAAUAUGAGGACCUUCUGGUUUGU